UAUCCGAUGACGUUCGCCAACUGUUCGGUUGUGUUGGGAUUGACUCGGGCAAAGAUCGGUCUCUUUUAUCCUGCAAGUGAACAAAAUGCCCGCGAAAAAAGCAAAAGCAAAGGUAAACAAGAAGGGCGCCAAGCCUGUGGUCAAGGGGAAGAAGAAGAGGCAGACCCUUCACUUCACCAUCGACUCCAGCCUGCCGGUGGAAGAUGGCAUCAUGGACGCUGCCAACUUUGAGACGUUCUUGCAAGACCGCAUCAAGGUGGACGGCAAGACCAAGAAUUUUGGCAACAACGUCAGCAUCGAGCGCAAGAAGAGUAAACUCACCAUUACUUCCAAUGUCCACUUCUCCAAGAGGUAUCUGAAGUACCUGACCAAGAAGUACCUGAAGAAGAACAACCUCCGUGAUUGGCUUCGCGUCGUCGCCUCGGGCAAGGAGACCUACGACCUCCGCUACUUCCAGAUCAACCAGGAAGAAGAUGAAGACGAGGACGAAGAUUAAAUCUAAGAAAUUGCGCCGGACGUCACGCCCUUCCAACCAACCAAACAAUUAUAACAAAUAUCCUAACUCGGUCUCUCAAUAUUUUCAAGAUACAAUAUCUCAGUUCUCAGUCUGCAAUAAAACAUGUCAUUGUGCAGUCAUAUUGUAUGAUGCACAUUGUGAAAAACUCUGCAUCGGUUUGAUACAAUAUCUGAGUUAUCAAUUUACAAUUCAAUCAAACAGUCGCAGCGUUGUCAUAUUUUGUGGCGCAUGGUGUUUAGGUUUUGGCAGUCGCAUUCACGCAGGUUCCCCGUGUCACUUCAGCUGGUUUGGCAAGUUCACGUUUAUGCUUUUGAGCACUGUUCACAUCUGCAGGAACUUUUGUAUCUAAGAUCGGAAUAAAAGGCAUAAGACUUUGCCACAAGGAAUUUA
This is a messenger RNA of Patiria miniata (bat star), 907 nucleotides long. RefSeq names its product 60S ribosomal protein L22-like (gene rpl22). Gene Ontology annotation, cellular component: ribosome. The record is from RefSeq and is a predicted model, not a curated record. Gene Ontology annotation, biological process: cytoplasmic translation. Gene Ontology annotation, molecular function: structural constituent of ribosome; RNA binding. Bases 86 to 496 code for a protein of 136 amino acids. Lineage: Eukaryota; Metazoa; Echinodermata; Asteroidea; Valvatida; Asterinidae. The transcript is spliced from 4 exons.